Messenger RNA from Oppiella nova, 879 nucleotides. NCBI's taxonomy places the organism in Eukaryota, Metazoa, Arthropoda, Arachnida, Sarcoptiformes, Oppiidae. The record is from the annotation of a GenBank genome assembly.
AUGGUCAUUCACACCAUGGCUCCCAUUAUCACUCAAACAAUCAAACCUAUUGUUUAUAUCGCAGUCAAUCAUAUCAAUUACAUGAGGGAUGAGUCCAUGGAUUCGUUGCCAUCAGAUCUGUCACAUAUCCUCCGAUUCACUCCGGAAUCGCUUCACUUUCAUCAACAGUCGGUCCAUCGUUCAAUUGGUAUCCCAUUUGUUGAGAAAGUAAUGGUCGAAAACAUUGAAAACGAAAACCCGAUUCAAAUGCUUUCCAUAUCUGGAAAUACCGUUCAUUUUCACUGUUCCUUCUUCGAGGACAAAGUGCUAGAGUCGGGCGGAAACACUACUUUCGAAGUGGUAUUUCUGGCGCGAACUGAAGGACCCGUUAAUAACACUCUUUAUAUCCACACAUCUUUGGGUUCAUUUCAAUAUCGUGUCACAGCUAUUGGUGUCGAGAAUCCCUUCCGAUUGCGACCAUUCAUUGGCGCCAAAGUGCCCAUCAAUUCCUCGUACGCACCACUCAUUCAUAUAUACAAUCCGCACACUUCCACACUACAGUUGACCGAAAUGUAUACAACAGGCGGUGGACUGCACUUAGAGUUACCGAACGGAGAGCCGGAAGGGCUGAGGAGUUUGUGGCAAAUCGCUCCCUUCGAGACCAAGACUAUAAUGAGAGCCAACUUCUUGGCGCGAAGUGAGAAGAAUCACACCUCAUAUAUAAGGAUUAAAACCAAUAGCAGUGACGACCAGUUUGUCAUAUUACCCGUCGAAGUGGAGGUGUCGUCAGCGCCGGGCAUUUAUUCGCCAAUAGAUUUGCUAGACUUUGGUGUAAUGCGAACACAGGACGAGCCGCGAGUGAUAGCCAAAGUCUAUAACUUACGGCCGAGGUUUGUCUAG